Molecule: messenger RNA, 1910 nt
Organism: Striga asiatica
Lineage: Eukaryota; Viridiplantae; Streptophyta; Magnoliopsida; Lamiales; Orobanchaceae
Source: the annotation of a GenBank genome assembly
AUGAGUUUCGGCUCGGACUCCUCCGGUUCUCCUCCGGACGCUUUGGAGUGGAGAUUCUCCCAAGCGUUCGGCGAUAAACUCCCUGGAGAAGAUAUUCAGGAUGGUGAAUUUCCGAUUCUAACACCUGGGCGCUUUGAUUUUAUUACGGCGCUUGAGUUCGAUAAGAAUGGGGAUCACCUGGCUGUGGGCGAUCGAGGAGGCCGUGUUGUCAUCUUUCAUAAGGAGGUGCGAAUUUUCCCUUUCCCUUUGAUUUUCUCCGAAAGUGAUAAAGUUUAUCAUCUUUUGUUUGUGUCUGUGUGUGAGUGUGAGGAUUUUGGGCUUGCAAAUAAGACUUUGGACGUAAACAAGCUCACUUCACGGGAUGAGUUAGAGCAACUUGAUAGUGCUAUGAUAAAUCAUCCUACGUUUCAGUAUAAAACCGAGUUUCAGAGUCACGAGCCCGAGUUUGAUUCUUUGAAAAGCAUUGAGAUUGAAGAAAAGAUCAAUAAAAUCAGAUGGUGUGCACCACCAAAUGGAUCGUUAUGUCUUCUUUCAACAAAUGAUAAGACUAUCAAGUUGUGGAGGGUCAAGGACCAUGAAGUGAAGCAAGACUCAGAAAUGGAAAUAAGCCAAUCUGUAUCUUCAGAGAAUUCAUUGUUGGCCGAAAAUAGUUUUAUUAAUGGACAAACAACAGAUUUUUCUAACAGCAGUUCUUUAGAAUGGACAGAAAAUGUGGCGAAUAAUGUAUCAUAUGAUGGAGGGAACAAAAAGAUAGCAUGUUUAGAGGAUGCUACUCGAGCAAGAUGCCGAAAGGUGUAUGAACAUGCUCAUGAUUUUAAUGUCAAUUCUAUCUCGGUUAAUAGUGAUUGGGAGACAUUUGUUUCUGGAGAUGACCUAAGAAUAAAUUUGUGGAAUCUUGAAGUCAGCAACCAAUGUUUCAAUAUAAUUGACAUGAAGCCUACAAACAUGGAAGAUCUAAUAGAGGUGAUCACGGCCGUGGAAUUCCACCCGUUUCACUGUAAUCUUCUGGCGUACAGCAGUUCGAGGGGAUUUGUUCGGCUUGUAGACAUGAGACAAUCAGCUCUAUGUGAUCAUAAUGCAAGGAUAUUCAAAGACGAAGACUCACUGCCUAAAUCAUUCUUCACCGAGAUUAUUGCGUCUAUAACUGACAUAAAGUUUGCAAAUGAUGGAAGGCAUAUUUUGAGCCGUGAUUAUAUGAAUCUGAAGCUUUGGGAUAUGAACAUGGAUGCAGGUCCAGUUGCAACAUUUAGGAUUCACGACAAUCUACGACCGAAAGUGAGAAGCUCGAUUAUUGGCAAUAGGGAUAUCCUGUGUGAUCUGUACAACAAUGAUGCAAUUUUCGAUAAGUUCGAAUGCUGCAUUGCUAAAGACCGGCUUAGUUUUGCAACUGGGUCAUACAGCAAUCAUCUGCGUGUAUAUUCUUACGAAAAUGGGAAUAGCGAUGGAGUAACCAUUGAAGCCAGUAGAGAUUCAAAUACGCAAGAAGCCAUUAGUCCCAACAACAACAAGGCCUCGGCGUUCAUCUUUGAGCAAUCUGGCUAGAGGAUUUUACCGAACAGGCCAUGAUGCUAAUAGUGCGGGAAGUAACGAAUUUUCUUACGAUUUCAAUUGUAAGUUACUUAAUCUUGCGUGGCACCCGACGAGCAAUUUGAUUACCUGUGCAACUGGAGGAACUUUGUUUAUGUAUCAUGCCUAAUUAUGUAAAUUAAAAAAAUAUAUAUAUAUGAAGAUUGCAGAGUAUAAACUAUAAACUAUAGUUGAAAUGUGUUAUGAGGUUUCAUGUUUAGUGUUUUGUGUAACAAAACCUUAGGAAAUUGUCAGCUGUUCUGCGUAUAGAUAGAAUGGGGAUAGUUUUAAUGUGAAUGUUGAAUUGGAAAUAUUUCAUGUUAAUCCAUUUUUUUUUUUCUUUU